AUGCGUUCCGUUGCUCGACUGGUCCACCGCGCUUUCCGAAGAGUGGAGUCGUGCGCAGAGUGGUUGACAGGAGCAGCUGGUCCGCUAUUUGUAGCAAUAUGCACCGUGCUGGUCAGCAUAGGAGCCUGGACCUUCUUCACCACCUCUUUCAGCAGCGUCAUUGCGCCCCUGCCUCGACCCAUACACGAGCUGCUGCACACGCGCAACCCCAUCCACUUUAGCCUUGGACUUGGACCUGCAAUCCUUCAAGCUCCUUUGGAUACGCUGAGGUACCUCUCUGCGCUGACCGCGUGCGCAUACAUCAUGUCCAGCAUCGUCAUCCACUACAUUUUGGCUGUGCGAGUCCCGCCCGGAAGCGUGACACGUGGACUCGGACCUGGCAUUCCUGAACGUCGAGUCGGCCCUGGCUCCACAUUCUGGUGGCUAGAGCGAAGACGCAGAGCUGCUCGAGCAUCGCGAGGUGGAGCGUCAGCUGCGGGGGCGGAUCCAGUGUCUGGUCACGAAGUCAGAGACGAUGGCUUGCUGUAUGCAGACGACGAGCAAGUGGACGCUGCUGCAGAGGGAGAGGACCUGUGGGCCCAUGUUCGCAUGUGCCACAAGUGCCCCAAAGUGCCGCUCUAUCUUGCCUUGUGCGCACUGCCUCCUGAACUGAGAGCAGUGGAACGAGAAAGGAGGGCUGGUGCGGCUGGCUCGCAGGGAGGAAGAAGAGCUCGGAGGAUGGACAGGGAUGCUGCUGCGCAGUCCCAGCUACCUCUGGCAGCGCGAGGCGAGAGCGAAGAUGAUGUUCGGGCUUGGUUGGGCGGCGAAGCGGAUAAGCUCGUGCCGCCUCCGAAGCCGGAGAGAGCCCAUCACUGCAGAAUAUGCAAUACUUGCUCUCUGAAAUUUGACCAUCAUUGCCCUUGGCUCAAUCAGUGCGUAGGUCUGGGCAAUGAAAGACACUUUGUUCUGUUCAUGGCAUGGUUGGCAUUGGGCAUGUUCGUCGUUGUAGGGUCCUCUUGGCCAGUCUUGAAGCUCAGUCUAUCUUAUCAGAAGAAGUGGCCGUACCAAUACACACCCAGGCUCUUUCCACUCCUCACAUUUGCGCUCUGCGCCAUCAUGGGUUUCGCCCUGGCUGUCAUGGCUGGCUGGCAAAUUGCAAUCAUCGCAUGGGGCGAGACGAGCGUGGAGAACAGCGACAAUUCUCACUACAGAGAGGUGGCGAAGCAGAGAGAAGAACGAUUUGUCAACGUAUACGACGUCGGUGCUUGGCGGAAUCUACAGCUAUUCUGGAAUGUGGGGCCUGGUAGCAGGCACGGCUGGCUCAGUGUGCUGGCGCCUUGGAGGAUACAGCCUUAUAGCGACGGCUGGCAUUGGGCCAAGCGGCGAGGCUUGCUUGGCAGGCAUGCCGGUAUAGAAAAGGAAGAAGAGCUCACAGACGAUGAGGUUGCGCGCGAUGAUGCUCACCCUCUCGCCACUGCGACUCGCUAG
Molecule: messenger RNA, 1467 nt
Organism: Ceraceosorus guamensis
Lineage: Eukaryota; Fungi; Basidiomycota; Exobasidiomycetes; Ceraceosorales; Ceraceosoraceae
Product: zf-DHHC-domain-containing protein
Exons: 5
Coding region: 1-1467 (488 amino acids)
Molecular function (GO): palmitoyltransferase activity
Source: RefSeq, a predicted model, not a curated record